This is a messenger RNA of Trichomycterus rosablanca, 7006 nucleotides long. RefSeq names its product extra spindle pole bodies like 1, separase (gene espl1). The transcript is spliced from 31 exons. Gene Ontology annotation, cellular component: mitotic spindle; cytoplasm; centrosome. The record is from RefSeq and is a predicted model, not a curated record. Lineage: Eukaryota; Metazoa; Chordata; Actinopteri; Siluriformes; Trichomycteridae. Bases 1 to 6630 code for a protein of 2209 amino acids. Gene Ontology annotation, molecular function: cysteine-type endopeptidase activity; protein binding. Gene Ontology annotation, biological process: proteolysis; meiotic chromosome separation.
AUGAAAUGUCUAAAAACGGACGACUACGUCCAACAGAUAUCCAGUGCAAAGGACACAGCUGUCCUUUACACCGAGCUGAAGAAACAUGUAGAUGAAGGCUUAGGCCUGUGGGCUCGGACAGUGUGUGAUCGGAUCAUUCGGGCCUGUAACCAGCUGCUUGGAGGAGGAACUGUACAGCCAGAGCAUCAGGAGCGUCUUGUGGAUUUAGUUGAGCUUGCUGCUAGGGGCUAUGCAUCUAUCACAGAUACUAGUGGACAGAGCUCUACGCUGUAUUUGGAAAAAAUUAUCUUUCACAUCCUUCAGAAGCUGAUCACUCAGGGAUCUUAUGCACCUGCUAAUCGACUUGGGGAGUUUAUGUAUGACAGACUGCAGUGCCUAUCGACAGAGGCUGAAGAUUUCCGUGUUUUGGUGCGUAACUGCUUUGCCGUACUGUGGAACAGUCUCCUGACUUCAGGUUCAUCUGGCACUCGGGAAACUAAACUCCAACCAAGGGACAGACUUUGCUGGCAGCUGCGGGCUCUCCUUUUCAGGCUGCUUGAGGUUGUCUCUGGCACGCUCCCCUCCGCAUCUAAAGUCCCACUGUUUGUAGAGGAGGUAGUGAGCGAGUACGAACGUGCACGUGGGGGCUUAUCUCAGGAUGAUGGUGCGUUUCUGCUCUCUGAGUUACAGACUCGUUUCCUCAGCCCUGUGUUCAGUAAGCAUGCAGAGGGAAGCUGUGCCAUGAUUUUACCUCUGCUGGCUGUAAGAUGUGAAGUGGUGUUUAAACUGUGCAAAGCUUUGUGUAAAAACAAACUCUGGGCUGUAGCUACACGAUUGGUGGAUGGAGCUCUGGAGAGUAUUCGGCAGCACAGCGAGGUACUGCGCUUGUCUUUAGGUCUGGCAAAUCAGGCGGUGCAGCUGCAUUGUUCCUUCAGCUCUGACGGGGACUGUAGUAAAGCGUACACAGACUGUGCCCGCACUAUCAGAGGUCUGCCUGAUGGUUUGGGGGAAACUGAAAGCCAUGCUGUCCUGGAGGUGUGUCAGCUUAUUACCUGGGCAACAGAAUCAGGGCAGACUAAGGGAAUGGAUGGGGCUAUGCUGCUAGCCAGUUUUUCUUUCCUGGAAGAAUAUCAGGAGCUUAUGAUUAAACAUCAAAAAAGUUCAUUCUCACCGCAGCUGCAGUAUUCACUGUGCUUCAGUCUCUAUCAAGGCUUUAUUAGCACCUACGAUAGUCUGCGUGCUUCAAAGCAGUCAGUUGUUGAGGUUCUGGACAGAGUUCUCUUGUACUGCAAAGCAACAAUAGGACGUCUGAUGACUGAGCUUCACAAACUUUCAAAUGACAACUUCUUUUUAAAAGCAGUGUGUGCAGUGAACAAUGUGGUGUAUGAGUUAUUUAACAGAAAGUUAUAUGAGGAAGCCUUUGGACUGGCUGAGAUUAUAUGCCAGGAGCUAUGCAAGGACUGUCCAGCCUCAUUCCCUAUGGAUAGACUCAAUCGCUGCUUCAUGCUGGCAGUGCAGUGUAGUCGGCGGGCAGCUCAGUUGGACAGAGCUCUAGACUGGGUUGUACGCUGGAUUCAGGCUUUAGGCCUUCGUGUUCUAGAUCAUCUUACAGAACCAGUCUCGUUGUGGGUCAAGACUAAGUGUGAUGCUGUCCGGGCUGGAGAAGAAGACACCCGACUCAGGACUCUUAGAGAUGGCCUGGGUGCAGUGACUGUAGAUGAAGAAGUGUUGCUGUGCCUUCUGGAAGAGGAGCUGCGUAUGUAUAAGGAGCAGACUGGUGACACUUCACAGGAACGCUAUAACACGCUCUGUGACCUUCUUGAUAUCUGCCACGAGGACACACCACACACACUCCGUCGAGCGUCUUACUUGUGCGAGAUGGCACAGGUGGUCUGUUAUAGGGACUUCAGUGAACAAACAGACUGCUGUGCAGUUGAUUUUACCCAUGAGGCUCUGCGCUUGUUGGAAGAGGAACCUGUGACGGAGGAGAAUGCUGAUCGACUGAAAGAUGAAAAGGCGCAUGCCUCUCUCUGGCUUUACAUCUGUACACUUGAGGCCAACCUCCAGGAGGCAUUAGAUACAGAGAAGCGGUUGCGUGCCGUUCAAGACAGCAGCAACUCUGCUGGGAAUUUGGAUUCAGUUCCCACUAAUGAUCUGGAGUAUGAGGACAAACAGAAGCUACAGGAGAGCCAGUUGGUGUAUGAUGGACUUCGCAUCAAUCUGUCUGAACACAAUAAACGCAUUGAGCCUUUGGAUAGGUGUUUAUCACUUUGGGUGAGUCUGAUAAAGGAGGACUCAGUGCCUGCUGUGAGAGACCCCAAACACACGGCCUUCUCCAUCUCACUAAUGGCAGCUCUCUAUUCACUCAUGGGCAAGCCCCUGCAGUCUCUUCGGGGCUACCAGUUAGCAGCAGGUUUGUUCCAGCGUCUUGGGGAUGACCAGAAUAGUGCAAAUGCUUUUCUGCAUGCUGCAAAACUCCUGCUGGACCUGGGCUCCCCCCAACUUGCACAAGUGCAGUUGCAGAAAGCAGAGCAGUGUUUGACUGUGGAGUCAAGUUCGGACAGCAUGACCAUUAUUUCCGUCACAAGCCAACUGCUGCGGGCACAACUCUACUAUGCUUUAGGAGAGAUGGAAAAGGGUGUGUUUAGUCUAAGUGAGGUGUUAAAGAAGACUUCACAGCAUCACUCCAAGAGCUGGUACAUGCUGAAAGCCCGCGCCCUACAGACAGCCAGUGCCUAUCUCAGCCUGGACACGGGCACACUCCAUACACACCUACGCCAGACAAUCAUUCAGCAUGGUUUGAAGACUCCGGACACGGCCCAGUAUGAGGGGUUGAAGCUGUUGUGCAGUCUUGUAAUGAUGUUGCUGGGAAAUGGAUUUUAUGGAGCACCUGGUCCCAACACAGACACUCGCUUUGUAGAUCAAGGGGACAAUGUGGUGUUUAAAUGGCUGUUGCUGAGUGAGGUGUUGCUCUGCUCUGAGAGAAUGGUGCAUUUACGCAGCAGUGGUGGAACAGCACACGAAGCGAAAGCUCAGUGUCUAGAAGCCCUCAAACUGGCCACUAAACUACAAACACUUAACCACUGUGCUGAGCUGCUGGUGUUGAAGGCUGAGCUGGAGUUAAUGAAGGGUGCGAGUGAGGCCAGUGUAUUAGAUCUGGAGCAGGUCAGACACUUGUUGGAUCUUUGCACAGAUUUUGGUCAGUGUCAGCAGCAAAAGUCUGAGCUGAAAAUAAAACCUCGCAAAGGUCGUCCAGCAGUAAAAAGCUCUGCACCUGAGAUCCUAGAGGAAGAGGACGAUAUCAGUGGCCUCCUGCACUCCCGCUCACUGGCCCGAGAAACGUUGGAAGAACUGUCUGAGUUAGGACAGGAUGCAUCACCCCCUUUAAAGCCAAAACGUCAGCGUAUGCUGUCCUGUCUGAGCCAUGCCGAGAGCUGCUCCUGUCCCUGCUGCAGUGAACCCUGCUUGGCUCGAGUCAGUAUCCGCUGGGCCCUGACUCAGGCCGAAGUCCAAAACGAGUCGCAGAACUCCCAUCGACUACGCCACCUUGCCAAGCUGCGUUGUCGCAAUGUGAGCGCUAAAUUACAUGCCCAUUUGUCAGCACUGGUGCCCACUAAUUGGCAACAAAUUCCCUGUAUGCUGCAGCCAGAGGUUGGCCGGGCGCACCUGACUGCUGUGCUAAUGCAGCUUUGCUGUGGGGUAGGUGAGAAGGGAAAAGCUGCUGCACUUUGGGAAGAGAUUGAGGCAGGACUGGUGGCUGUGGAGCCCAGAGGGGUUCUGUUUCCAGAGCUGGGACCUCUAAAGGCUGCUCUUUUGGGUGCUAAAGCUGUGGCAUGCUUCCUGGCACUAGCUGGAAAGAAGCAGUGUAGUUCUGAUAAGCUUAUCUCUUCUGUGUGGGGCUGGGCACCAGCAAUUGGUCUCAAAAUUAAAACGCACUUAAAAACACACAAAGCAGAACAGAAGAGAACAAGCAGCUCCAGCGGCGACAUUCCACUUCCAGCAACUGGAACAGCUCAGAACCUCCCGGAGACGUCUGUUGAGCAAGGGAGUAAGAAAACGAAAGAGGUACCUGUAGCAUCAGUAAAGAAGUCUAAGAAUUCUGUGCCAAAAAUCAGCAUCACCAAACCUUCCCUGGUGUUCAAGACACCUCGAGCAACCAGGACACCCCGGCCCAAAUCUGUCACCUUGGUGACUCCUGCUGGCACGACCAAUGACCUGAGUGCAUUUGACUUCACCACCGAGGUGCCUGAUAUUACAGUAAGCUCCACACCUCUCCCUACAGUAAGCUCCACACCUCUCCCUGCAGCAAAAGCCAUGUCUGUCAGUCGGUGUGGGACAGGAAAGUCGAAGGAUGCACCAAAGGGCACGUUUCAAGUUUUUGAAGAUUCCUCCCCACUACAAGAGAAACCUGUUGCUGUUCCAGCUGCUCCCAAACGCACAAAGCGAUCACGUUUUAAGGUUGAGUUCAGUGAUGAGAGUGAUGCUGAGACUGAUCCCCCAGCUGUAUUGGAGACAAAGUCAGAGAAAAAGCGUUCCGUCCCAUCUUCCAAAACUCCAUCUGCAUCAAAACCAGCUUCCAGAGUCUCUACAAAAACAGUAGUGGAACAAGACAAGCCCAGAAGGACAAGAAUGGCUAAGAAAAGCACUGCCCUUUGCCCCAGUGGUCCCUCUUCUGAAGAAGAAACGGCAAUGGCCGCUCAGGCACAGCCUAGGCGUGGACGAUCCAGGAAAGGUCCGAAUUCUGCUGAUAUGGAUGAACCAGAGAGGAUGAGGAUGAUCAAAGAAAAUGAAGAUGAAGACUGUGUAAAUGUCAGCCUGGAAGAGCUUCAAGAGUCUGAUUCUGAGACAGUGAACACAGGUACUUCUGCAGAUGGGCCAGAUACAGACUGUGAAGUGCUAAGGAGAGACCUGGGAGCAGAUUUAAACAGAGAUUGUGUAAAGGAGCUCUGGGGCGCUGGACAGUCAGGCAUAGGGAUUCAUGCACCAAUACCACACACGGCUACAGCGCCAGGUGAGCUAUCUGUAGAAACGAUCCAUUCACUCUUAAGGUCGUCUUGGCUCCUGCUCCAUCAUUUUCCAAACCCCUUCCUCUACCCUCACCUGUGCUCACUGCUCGCUCAGUUGCUCGGCCCAUCAGAUCCCGUCACCACAGCUAUGCUACAUGCUGAGUCGCUGGGGGUUUCUUUUCGCCAUCACAUGACCCGUCACCUUGCCACUCGACUUAGGAAACUGAAAAAGUCAAGCAGUGAUGUAACAGAAGGUCUGAGUGGAUUAAGUCUGGAGGAAUCUUCCAUCCAGGCUCAGGCUGAGAUUCUGACUGCGCUUGAGAGCAUCUACUCUUUCACCCCAACACAGCCAAAAGAGUUCCCCCAAACGCACUGCCAGGAGUUCACACAGCAGCUCAAAGACUUGCCAGCAGGUGUUACCGUUUGUAUGCUCUCUCUUGUGGGCGUCUGUCCUGGUGAGAUUGGCACUACCAUUCUUCUCACACGACUAGAGCGAGACUCCGCCCCCAUUACCAUAAGGAUCCCGACUGCACAAAGACAGCACUCCAUGGCUGUGCUGCUUGAGGAGAUGGAUGGAGUGCUGCAAGGGCAGAAAAAAGUAAGUGGUGUGGCAGAUAAGGCCCAGUGGUGGGAGGGCAGGAAGGCUCUGGAUGCUCGUGUACGGAAACUACUUGAAGAUAUGGAGGAGACCUUGGGAAUAUGGCGAGCUCUGCUUCUCCCUUUAAGCUGUGACCCUGAGCUUUCAAUUCAGACUAAAUGCCUACAGUCCUCGUUAACUGGAACAAAAAUCACCAUGAACAUGCUGAAGGUGCUACUUUCUGCGGCUCCUCUGCUGUGCCUCUCAGACCUGCAGUCUCUGGCUGAGGGGGCAGGUCUUCUGGAGGGAGACUUCCUUAAGCUCCUUCAAAAGAGUGUGUCUGAACUGAGAGGGAGAGUGGAACCAGAGGGACAUACAGUCCUAAUUUUAGACAAGUACCUUCAGAAGUUGCCGUGGGAGAAUAUAUCCUGUUUGAAGCCUCGCUCAGUCACCCGUAUGCCCUCUCUUCAUGCUGUUCUGGGACAUAGCCGUCUCCGAGAGUUGGAUCCCGGCUGUGUGCCGUCAUGUGGUGUAGAUCCUCAGCAGGUUUAUUAUGUAUUAAACCCAGAUAAAAACCUACCUGAGACUGAAAAGCGAUUCAGAGACUGGUUUACUGGUGAGUCGGCAUGGCAGGGGGUGUGCGGAGCUUCUCCUAAUCCUGAUAAACUGCAGGAGGCUGUGACCACUAAAGACUUAUACAUUUAUGUAGGACAUGGAGCAGGCGCUCGCUUCCUGGAUGCCCAGCGGGUGUUAAAAGGGAACGUGCGUGCAGUGGCUCUGCUCUUUGGCUGCAGUAGUGGUGCUCUCAGUGUGCAGGGCUGCCUUGAAGGAACUGGCAUUAUUCUCAGCUACCUCAUCGCCGGAUGUCCAUUAGUGUUGGGGAAUCUGUGGGAUGUGACUGAUCGGGAUAUUGAUCGGUUCACCUCCGCCCUGUUACAGUCUUGGCUCUCUGGAGGCUCAGGUUCCUCCCUUCUCCAGCACCUGGUCCAAUCACGUGAUGCCACACACCUUAAACACAUAAUUGGUGCUGCACCAAUUGCAUAUGGUCUACCUGUGCAUUUACGAUAGCACAAACGCACACAGGGUAUGUGUCGAGUGUGGACAGGUAUGAUUGCAUGCAGUUUUAGUGAUGUGUAAAUCUCAUCCUGCCAGAUGUACAAACCACCAUGGAAAACCACUUAAUGAAGACAUCCUUUGCUCUGCUGAUGCAAUAACCAUUUCAACCUCAUGUAGCAUUUAUGCAUUUUUAUGCCUUAAUUAAUGGUGUGGUGUCUUAAACCUUCUCCUGAGUUUUAAAGCUGAACUAUUUUAUUGUAUUUUGAAUUCUUGUAUGUUGGUUUUUAACACCCAGGUUGUAAUCUAGUAUUUUAAACUGAUAUGUAACAAUUGUAAGUUAUAUUAAAUCAGAAUUUAAACAUGUCUUUUGUAAUUUUGUUUUCCUGUA